CCAUGCCACCACCUCCGCCUCCGCCGCCUCCGUUGUCGACGGAACCGUGCCACGGGAGCUGCGUCCGAUACGGGUGACCGCCGAGGAAAUGGAGCCGUCAGCGACGUACUGCUUCUGCGGCCGUUCGCACGAUCCCCAGCAGUUCAUGAUACAGUGCGACGUGUGCAAGGAGUGGUACCACGGCGGGUGCGUGAAUUUGAAGGAAUACAUGACUAUAGAUCUUGACAAGUACCACUGUCCGCGAUGCGAAACCACGUGUGGCCCUUCGCUCAUGAAAGUUAGGACAAACUUGCAUAGACAUGACUAUACGGAGCUCGAUGCGGACACAAAGCCGAUUCAGACUGGAACCUCGGUAUUUAUACGAGAACUGAAAUCUAGACACUUUCCCAAGGCAGACGAGGUUGUGAAGCAUGUGAAGGGACACCAAUUGACUUUUCAGUAUUUACAAAUUAACGGCUUUGAAACUCCCAUUAUUAUCGAUGGGAAAGAUGGACUCGAUAUGACUGUACCACCUCCGAACUUCAGCAUCCGCGAUGUCGAGACCUACAUAGGCGGUGAUCGAGACAUGGAUGUAAUUGAUGUUACUAGACAAAGUAACAUACGUAUGAAAUUAAGAGACUUUGUAGAGUAUUACAACUCUCCUUCCCGAACAAGAGUAUUUAAUGUCAUAAGUCUCGAAUUUACUAACACUGGUCUCUCGCCAAUGGUUGAAGCGCCAUACAUUGCGCGCAAACUCGACUGGGUUAAUUCGGUGUGGCCACGCGAUUGGCCCGAGGACAGUGAUAUAAAGCGACCGGAAGUACAAAAGUAUUGCCUAAUGGGGGUCAAAGACAGUUUCACAGAUUUUCACGUCGAUUUUGGAGGAACGUCCGUGUGGUACCAUGUGUUGCGCGGCGAAAAAGUGUUCUAUCUUGUCAAGCCGACGCCAGCGAACUUGCAGCUGUACCAGCAUUGGAUGUGUAGUUCGACGCAGAGCGAAACUUUCUUUGGGGAUCAGGCCGAUGCGUGUUACAAGUGCGUGAUUAAGCAGGGCCAGACGAUGAUGAUCCCCACGGGCUGGAUACACGCGGUGCUCACACCGGUGGAUUCCUUGGUUUUUGGUGGAAAUUUCGUACACAGUCUCAACAUUCAAAUGCAAAUACAAAUAUAUGAGUUGGAAAGAAAGAUGAAGACUCCAGCGAAGUUUCAAUAUCCUGGAUUCGAGACAAUUAAUUGGUUUGCUGCGAAAAAGUUGUUAAAGGAAUUGAAGGAAUUGAAUAACGAGGGAAAGAAAUGUCCGCCAUAUUUUUUACAGGGCGUGAAGGCAUUGCUUGGGAUUCUCAAACAAUGGAACACAGAUAAAGAUUAUAACAUGAUCAGUCGUGGUCAGAUACCGGACACGAUAAAUAGCCAGAAAUUAUUGAAGGAUCUUAGCAAAGAGAUACGGCAUGCGGAACGUUACUUAAUAUCUCUGAAUCCGCCGAAACCGGAACGCGAGAGUAAACGAAAGAAAAGAAAGCCGUUGAACAAGGAUUUCGUCGACUUUGAUUACGCUGAUAAGCUGGUCGAUAACGCAUUUAAAGCGAAUAAAGCGACAUUAAAGGAGACGAAUAAAGCGACGUUAAAGGAGACGAAUAAAGCGACGUUAAAGGAAACGAAUAAAUCGACGUUGAAGGAGACGAAUAGAGUGACAUUAAAGAAAGCGAAUAAAAUGGAACCCGCUUUGAUAGAACAGUCAUUAGCGAGACCGCCUUUAAAGCUCACGUUGCCGAAACCGAUCAUGUGUCCCGUAGUUAAAACGCCCGCGGCAGCGAAACCCGCCAACAGUAAUAAGCGACAAUUAUCGAAGCCGGGAAAACAGAGCCAUACCGUGAUUAGAAUUAAACUUGGCAACAACGAGGUUGUCAGAAGUACAAAUGACAAUAUAAAUGUUUAUGGUAGUAAUAUUGUGACCGGUCAUUCCUUCGAGACAACGAAGGAGCCGUUGUCGUGGAAUCAGACGUCGUCCGUGUACGAUUUUCACGACGGUAGCAACGAGAGUGACUACGGUCUCGUAAUAGACGAAUCGCAGAAGCGGAAACGGGCACCGAGACCGAAACGACCCAAGCGCGAUUACGACGGUGAUGUCGACGUACUGAAUAACGCGCCGAAAAACGGUAUUGAGGAAUUGUUGAAAGCAUCGGCAUACACUCUUGGGAAUGGUGCUCCAAGAGUCGAUGUGACGCCAUCGACUACGAUUCUACAGUACAGUCAUCCCAUGCCGCCGCCUACUGGUUCUGACAGGGCGUCACCAUCCACACGGGAGGCGAUCGCCGGGAUGUUGUCGUUCAGUCAGCAGAGUUACUCUACAACGAGUGGUUCUACGAAAUCGUCAAAGAAACCUACUAAGAGCCAACAAAAUGUUGACGAAGACGAUGAUCAGUUGAUAGAAAAUAUCGACAAGGUCCACCAAGACGAUGAUUUUAUUUAUCCAGCUUUAGACGCUUCUGACGACGAAGAUUAUAUCUUUAAACCUAAGGCAAAGAGUCAAAUCGAUGAAGCAUGGAAUCCAAAAGCUAGAGUGGGCCCUCUUUUACCAAAGACCAAUCGACCGGCACGGGAAGGCGUGAAGAAAACGUCUGUGGAAAAGGGUCUUGAAGCGGCCGCGGCGAAGCGAGCGAAACAAUCGGAUGAAUACCUGGAUAACGACAUGGACAAGGUUACCAAGAAGAAAUUGGGUACCAACAAACGGACAUAUAAAAAGAAGCAAAAGGAUCCUGUGGUCUCUGUGGUCCCUGUGGUCCCCGCGGUAGGAACCACAUCGUCUACCGCAGCUUCUGAAAAUGUUAUAAAAUCGCCCUCCGGAUUCGGAUCAAUACUGACAAGCCCCAACAGACUUAAAGAUGUUAAAGCCAAACUUGCAGCACCCGUUCCAGUUGAACGAAAACCGAAGAAGGGAAUGAAAACGGCGAAGCAGCGUUUGGGGAAGAUUCUGAAACUGCAUAAAAUGAUGCACUAGAUAAAAUUAAUACCAUGAAAGGAGAAAAAAACAUCACGUCAUUCUUCACUUGUGUAUAAAAUCAUAUAGUUGUACAUUACUAUGUAAAUAUAAGAAAUUUUCCAUCAAGGUGAUACACACCUUAAAAAAGUGAAUUAGUUGUAAAUCAGCGUCAUUUUCUAAGAGAUACUUAUAUUUAUUACUACAUCGUGUUUAAUUUUAGGCGAAUAUAUAUAUAUAUAUGACUUUUGAUAUCUCGAUAUUUCAGUAAGACGAUAUUUGUAUUGUAACGGUAGAUUGGUAAUGCUUUAUGUGAUGACCUCGUGUAGUAAUUCUGGUAAUUCAGUUGACAACGAUCUGAAAGGAAAAUUAUGUCUCAACUUAUAGGUUUUUUUCAUUAUUUUAGUAAUGAAAAUUUUAAUAAUGCGAUUUAAUUUGUUACUAACAGUAGAUCAACCAAUUUAAUGAUGGUUUAGUUUUAAGGUAAUAGAUGUUUUUUUAGUGAGUAGCAAGUAAAUACUUCACCGUCCAUUAUCAAGAACUUAGAGAAUUUUUCUAUGUGUUACAUAUUUUUGCAUUUUUUAGAAUGCACAAUUAGCAUGGCACAGUUCUCUGCUGCAUCUUUUCUAAUCCCAAUUGUAAUAUAGUUCUUCAUUUUGAUAUACUAUGGUAUUUUUCUUGCAUGCGAUAAAUGCAGUGGUAGUUCAAUUAAUUCCCAAAAUAUUAACUGAAAACUAUCUCCGUAUUUAAAAUGACAAUUGUCACAUGCUUCUUUUUAAAUGGUAUAUAAAUCAGGUAUUAAUUGAAAGUUUUUCUUUGCUUUCGUGAAAACACGUAAAAAAAAUUCAAUCAUUGUUAUCACAGAAAUAUAUUUGUAACAUUCAUAGUAUAAUUUCUUACGCUAAUUUACUAAUUUGUUUGAUGUCACAUGUAGCAGUUCAGUUAGCCAUCUAGUUUGUACAUACAUCACAGAGAGAGGCUGUAGAAUAUUGAUUUAAUUUUUUACAUACUUGUUAUAAAAAUUAAAAAAAAAAUAAGGUAUCUGCCAGCGACAUUUUAUAUGUAACUUACAGGUAAUGCGGUAAAAUGUAUUUUGAUCGUUAUGGAGUACACUAAGUAAAGUAGCGUAAGGGAUAUUAUCGAUUGUUGUAUCGCACAGGAAAUUGAGUUACCUAAUACACAUGUUGUACCUGUUUCCUAUGAUACAAAAUGUGAGAUACACGUAAACGCGUAAAAUACUGGAAGAGCUAUAGUCCCCUACAAGAGAAUUGUUUGUAAUCGUGGAUUGCUUCUACUUAAUAAGUUAGACUCUCAGAAUUGUUUGAUAGCGUUCGGGAAUACUGACAACUUCGUUUGAAGGAAGUCUCGAGAAAAGGUGUUUUCUACUUAAUAACUUACGCGUGUACAUUAAAAUUAACCCCGAAAUUAGAAGAUCGUUUACGAGCUUUUAAUGUUCGAAAGUAGAGAGAUUUACUUUAGGCUCGAGUAAUGUUAAUCAUUAAUUAUAACAUUAAGUAACAUUAAUGAUUAGAAUUUUUACUUACGAUUUAAUUUCUACUAACAAAUUGUGAUAAGUAUUACAAUUUAUAUUUAUCUCAUUGUUAUUAGCACUGCGCAAUUUAUAAGUUGCUUAAACGUGUGGCAAGCAAAUUACUUGAGACCUGUAACGUUUGACGUGUAUCAAAUUCUUAACGUUGGUGCAUCAGUUAAAUUUUCACACGACUCUUGCACAUCGAAUACGCAUGGAUAACAUAAGAUCUAUAUAAUAGAGAUUACAUUUCUUUGUAAUAACUUUGUACAAAGAAGUGACGUGUCUGUUAGUAUAAAUUAUUUCUUUUAGCACUCACUAUAUCGACAGUGUAUAUUAAAGGAAAACUAAGGAAAUGCAUUGUAUAGUAAGGUACUAAACGAAUCAUUUUAUACUAAAACACGUCGCUUUUUUGUAUAAAAUUAUUACAGGAAAGGUGAAGGCGAAUACUUUGCUCGGAUAGACACUUACAAGAAUAAAAAGACAUUCGUAUGUCUUCUUAAAACUACACGUUUUGAUAAGUGAUUCGCUUAAAAAUUGUGUUAAAAGUAACGUUGCUUCGUCCCGCGUAACAAAUUCAAGCUACACGAUCGCUUUUAUAAUUUAGCGUAUUUGUUCGUAAGCAUCUGUGUACGCACCGUGUACACGAAUCUUGCAGAAUUAUACAAAAUGAUAUAGAUGUACGUGCAUAGAUACACAUAUACAUAUAUUUUUUUAUGAAGUGUUUAUCUUGAAUUUUGCGAGUCGUGUAUUUAUUUAAUAUCUCUGCUCGUCUUUAUUAAAUUUAACGACGUGCCGGCGAUAGCGCCGUAUGUUUCUACAAUACUUAAAUUUCUAUCGCGUAUCGUUAAACGCGCGCGGUAGAAAUCUCGUGACGAAAUUAACGCGAUUUGCGAGAUGGAUUUGCAGAUUUUCGACGAGGUAUCGGCAUAUUUCAAAUGUGUUCAUUAAAUUAUAGACGAUAACGUGCAGACUUUCGGUGUUUGACGAGAGAGAAUACAUUAUUACGAAAUUAAAACGUUAAAUAUCAGGGAAGCAAUAUUUAUUUUCAGAAUACGAGCUCUCUUUUAUCACGUCGCUUCUAAAAGUGCAACACUCUCGCAUAUAAUGUUAUUGUAACAAUAAUAUAUUCGAGAUAUAAGUAUUCUAAGAUUUCGCACAAUUUUACGCGAUUUAUGUCCAUUGCUGUCAAUGCGGAUCAACUUUAAUCUCGGUUUAACUCACUUUUUAUCUGUUUGCAAUUUUUAGAACUAGAGAAAGAUAAAAACAAUAAUAAGGUUAACCGAGAUUAAAGUUAACCCGCGCCGGAAAUGGACGUUAGCCGUUCUAAAGAAGAUUUUUAAAUGCUUUUUCUAAUUCGAAUAAAAAUUCGUUCUCUCGUUGAUAAGAACGCGUCGGUGCUCCCACGAGCACGAUGUAUUUAUUGUCCGUGAAAAGUAAAUGUACAUAUAUUUUAGAAGAUCUUGCCGGCUAGGGUGCGAAUUAAUCGUCUAAUCGAAGCGCAGCGUCCCUUCACCUUAUCAAUACGGCAAUACUUGAAAUUUCGUCCUCACAACUUUUCACGACUCUUUGAAAUUGAUCGAAUCUUCGACAAUUCGCGUUUGUUUGAAAGAGCUAAGACUUGUAAAGAUACGAGAUGUAUUAUAAGCGGAUUACAUACAAAUAUUACGUCGUACGAAGUAUAGCCGAACGAUUUUUCAUCGUGUUCGUAAUUAUUGCUGAAUAAAAUGUUGGAUUCAUUGAUUGCGAUUCCUUGUA
Molecule: messenger RNA, 6242 nt
Organism: Temnothorax curvispinosus
Lineage: Eukaryota; Metazoa; Arthropoda; Insecta; Hymenoptera; Formicidae
Product: lysine-specific demethylase phf2-like
Exons: 13
Coding region: 89-2977 (962 amino acids)
Biological process (GO): protein demethylation; regulation of transcription by RNA polymerase II
Molecular function (GO): histone demethylase activity; transcription coregulator activity
Source: RefSeq, a predicted model, not a curated record